This is a messenger RNA of Thyridium curvatum, 420 nucleotides long. RefSeq lists its product as uncharacterized. Bases 1 to 420 code for a protein of 139 amino acids. The transcript has a single exon. Lineage: Eukaryota; Fungi; Ascomycota; Sordariomycetes; Thyridiales; Thyridiaceae. The record is from RefSeq and is a predicted model, not a curated record.
AUGCUACCAAAUGCUACGGAGAACAAUCCCGCCGGCCGUGCUCUCACGAAUGGCAUCUGCAGCUGCGAGAGGAGGCGGGCGGGGGUUCUGCAGAUUCCGAGUCUGUCCUUGACGCCCAAAGAUUCAUUUCUCCGUGGCCAAGCCGACUCCGCUGUCAAUGGCGAAUUCGAACAGGAAUCAGGCAACGCACAGGGGCCAGAGAGGAUCGGCAUCGAGCUUGACGCAGGUCGUCUGAUAACCAGAUUGUCGAUCCCCCGCUCCUCGAUCACACACAUUGCAGGCAGCUUCUCGCGACCAAAGAGCACCCGUUCGUUUGCCACCAGAGCUUGGAGCACACCACCACCACCACCACCAGCCAGUUCAGAGAGCAAGGCAACACCUUGGAUCCUUGCACCCGCGUCAGGCGCAAGCAGCUUGUAA